Molecule: messenger RNA, 1413 nt
Organism: Aplosporella prunicola CBS 121167
Lineage: Eukaryota; Fungi; Ascomycota; Dothideomycetes; Botryosphaeriales; Aplosporellaceae
Exons: 1
Coding region: 1-1413 (470 amino acids)
Biological process (GO): aromatic amino acid catabolic process; L-tyrosine biosynthetic process
Molecular function (GO): pyridoxal phosphate binding; L-2-aminoadipate:2-oxoglutarate transaminase activity; aromatic-amino-acid:2-oxoglutarate transaminase activity
Source: RefSeq, a predicted model, not a curated record
AUGUUCCACCAAAAACUUACCAUUUUAGAGGAGAAGCGGGCCGGUUUCCAGCCUCUGCCAUCCGGAGAAUCGCCUUUCGCCUCUUCGAGCAUGUUCAAAGUCCAAGAUCCAGAUUCCAAACCCAAAGCGAAGCCUUGCGACCGCCACUUUAGGACCAACCCCGGCCUCUCUAUCUUGAAAGCAUCUGCACGAGUCAAAACUCCUUCCAAAACAAUCAGUCUCGGGACAGGGCGGCCAGCCUCGGAGUUUUAUCCUUGGGAGUCGAUCGACAUACACGGAAAGACUGGCUCCAUGUCCUGCACAACUGGAGAGAGCGCGUAUGAUUUUGCCAUGGCCAUGGGCUACGGCUACGCUGCUGGCUCCCCGCAGCUCCUCCGCUUCGUCACUGAGCACAUCGAGCUCAUCCACAACCCUCCCUACCGCGACUGGGAGUGCUGUUUGACCAGCGGGACAACUGCCGCCAUCGACAUUGCUUUCCGAAUCUUUUGUGUUCGCGGCGAUUCGAUUCUCGUUGAAGACCGCACGUAUUCCGGGACCAUGGACAUUGCAAAGGCCCAUGGGUUGAAGCUUGUUGGUGUGAGGAUGGACGACUUUGGCCUCGUGCCCGAAGACCUGGAUCGAAAGCUAAGAACAUGGAAUGGCUCAGACAAGCCACGAGUUUUGUACAUGAUACCUUCAGGACACAACCCGACUGCAACGACCCAGAGCACAGAACGACGAAAGGCCAUUUACGAGGUUGCAGAGCGCCAUGACCUCUUCAUAAUCGAAGACGAUCCGUACUAUUUCCUCCAGUUGGGGAAAGGCGACUUUUCAGAUGCGCCAGAUGAAUAUUUGAGUCGAUUGCCGGUUUCUUAUCUGUCGCUGGACGUGUCUGGUCGCGUCCUCCGUCUGGAUUCGACAUCCAAAAUCCUCGCUCCAGGACUUCGCUGUGGAUGGUUGACGGCAUGCUCUCAGGCCGUCGAGAGGAUUCUGGCCUAUACGGAAAUCAGUACAGUGGAGCCGAGCGGAGUUUCCCAAGUCAUGCUGUACAAACUACUAGAGGAAUGCUGGGGUCAUGAAGGCUUCAUCAACUGGUUGAGUCGUCUAUCUCACCGCUACACACAGCGCCGGAAUGUUCUUCUCGGAGCUUGCGAGCGCCAUCUCUCGGAUGUCUGUCAGUGGUCAAUCCCGACUGAGGGUAUGUUUCUUUGGAUCAAACUUGAUGUAUCCGAUCCUGACAUUGAAGACGAAAUAUACGUCAAGUCCAAAGAAAACGGAGUAUUGGUCAGUAAAGGCAGCUGGUUCUCUGUUAGCGAGGAUACAGAUGGCGUUCACUUCCGCUUUACAUUCGCAGCGGCAGCGCAAGAUGAUCUGGAUGAGGCUGUCAGUCGUUUCGGAGACAUCGUAAGGAAUUGUUUAAGACGUACUACAUAA